AUGACGCCGCGCGCGCUUAUCGCCCUCGCGGCGUUUCUUGCAGUCUCUUGCACUGCCAGCGAUGAACAAAAAGACAUCAUCUACCAACUCUCUGAUGAAAAAUACUAUGAGAUGCCGCAACUCUUUCAUCUCGAUGAGUAUAAUGGCUGCCUGGCAACGCACAACGCUUACUGCCUCGGCAGUUUCGAGCUCUCUGCAGACGCCAACAACAAAUUGUUUCAGACCAUGCAGCGUUUUACAGCAAACUGGGUGGACAACUUUAACCACACUCGACUGCACCGGGGGCUGUGCCUUAACCGCAGCUGCGCUGAGCAAGCGCCGCUUCCUUCGACAACCCUGCCGCUGCAUCAUGAGCUGAAAGCAUGGUUCUCAUCGUGCGUCAACGAGACCAUGCAAACUUCCUACGGGCUUCGGGCCCAUUUGUAUCAUCUGGAGUACUGCAAAAGCAGUACACCGAAUCCGAGCCGACCCCUGAACGCCAGUGAGAAAGCUUUCGCCGCAGCCGUUGCAGCAAUUCUGGCUCUGGCUGUAGUUAGCACUACUCUGGAUUUGACCUUAUCCGAUCACGCGCGUAAAGGUGCAGGUUGGACUUUGUCAUGGUCGGUGCGACAGUCGUGGAGAACUCUGACAGCGCCACCUACCGCUCCGGCAGACUGUGAUUUACGAAUUUUCGAUGGUCUACGCGUCUUCUGCAUGCUGUGUGUCAUCAUCGAACAUGUAUGCUGGCUCGCUACGCUAUCUUACCUAGCUGAUACCAGAUAUUACGAACAGACACGGCGUGCAGGGGACGUGAUGCUGAUGACGAACAGCACGCUGGUUGUGCAGAUAUUCUUCAUCAUGUCGAGUUUCCUGCUCGCCCACAAAUUGCUGCAGGACCGCUCAUAUUUACCGCCGAUACGAACGUUCUUUACCAUGAUGGUUAAUAGAAUUAUAAGGCUAAGUCCAAGUUACUUUCUUGUGGUAUGGUUCGCAUCGAGCUGGUGGGAGCGGUUGGGCGGCGGUCCACAGUGGGCUCCAUUAGUCUCUACCGAGGCACAGAUAUGCCGAAAGAAGUGGUGGAUCCAUCUGCUGUACCUCAAUAAUGUGUUGAAUCCUGAUGAUAAGUGCCUUAUACAGACCUGGUACCUAGCAGCGGACACACAGCUCUACGCAGCGGCAUUAGCGCUAACACUGUUGCUGCGCAAUCGCAAAUGGGCCACAGUUGCGUUGGGAACACUGCUGAAAGAUGGGGAGCUCUACGUUCACGAACCCGCCCACCCAGACCAGCACGUUAAAUAUGUGCAUGCGUCGUAUGAAGCUACAGACAUCACAAUAAACAAGUCUGUACGCGCUACGUAUCACGGCGACGCUUCAUUCAACGUGCUAUAUCAAUCGCCACUUGGUAACGCGGUGGGCGCACUCUGUGGUCUGCUGUUGGCUCACGCGCACCACGCGCUGCGACGUGCGGGGCUGCGGCCCGAAGAAUGCCAGAUUUUCCGCUGGUUGUCAGUAUUAGCUGCACCCUUUGCUGUAUGGUGGAUCGCGCUCUCUCCUCUGCUGCUGCCUGCGGGCCCGCCGCCACGCGGUGCCGCUGCCGCACUUGCCGCGUUCGAGAGGCCCGUGUUUGCGCUGCUUGUCGUUGUAGCGCUUCUUGGUGCUAUUAACGGAGUUCGAUCUCCGUGGCGCACAUGGCUGUCGGGGCGCGGCUGGGCGAUCUUUGCGCGUCUCUCGUUCGGCGCGUUGCUUCUUCACAUGCCACUUAAUAAAGCGCUGCUCGCCGCUAGACUAGCACCCGCGCAGAUCGACAGAAGGAAUGCCGUAAGUGCUUUCGAUAUUUUAGAAUUAUAA
Messenger RNA from Parnassius apollo (apollo), 1827 nucleotides. Lineage: Eukaryota; Metazoa; Arthropoda; Insecta; Lepidoptera; Papilionidae. The record is from the annotation of a GenBank genome assembly.